AUGUAUCAAUUCCGCCCAUUAGUACGAACAAGGCGCACAGCACGGACAGCGUGGCACCGGCAGCCGCUGCUGCUCCCUGGCCGUCGUGGCUUCACCGCAUCGCAGCCCAGCAGCAACAGCAGCCCGGCAACCACGGAAUGGGAGGACCAAGCCCCCACGCUGUCCGACUUCUCGCAGCUGCCGCACAAGGACUUUGGCAAGAACCAGCUGAUCCAGACCAAUGAGGAGUUCAAGCGCUCGCUGCGCGGCAUCCUGCGCCAGUUCCCGCCCAUCACCUACGCCUUUGCCUACGGCUCCGGCGUCUUCCCCCAGUCGUCGGCCACGGCCUCGCUCACGACGCAAUCGCCGCACCCCCACCCGCCCGAGGCGAUCCUCAAGUGGCAGAAGGGCGGCGGCAAGAUGAUCGACUUCAUCCUGACGCCGCGCUACUCGCAACACUUCCACUCGCUCAACCUGCGCGAGCACCGCGACCACUACUCGUUCCUCGGCUCCCUGGGCUCCGGCGUCGUCAGCCACGUCCAGGACCGCUACGGCGCCGGCGUCUACUUCAACCCCUAUAUCACCGUCAACGGCACCAUGAUCAAGUACGGCGUCGUCAACUUCGAGACGCUCCUGCGCGAUCUUACCGAGUGGGACACGCUGUACCUCGCCGGCCGCCUGCAUAAGCCCUGCAAGAUCCUGCACGAGGAGCCCAAUAUCCGCCUCGCCAACCAGCGCAACUUGCUGUCCGCCGUCCGCUGUGCCCUCCUGCUGCUGCCGCCCUCCUUCACCGAGAAGGAGCUGUACUCGACCAUCACCGGCCUGAGCUACCAGGGCGACCCGCGCAUGCAGUAUGGCAGCGAGAACCCAAAGAAGAUCGACAACAUCGUCACCCACCAGAUCCGCAACUUCAGACUGCUCUACCACGAUCUCAUCAUGUCCCUCCCCAACAUCCAGUACGCCGACGCCCACGCGCUGGCCAAACCAGACUGGGUCGAUGACAUCAAGCUGGACCUGAAGCUCACGCAGGACAUGGACCCCGAGCGACGCGCCAACAUGGUGCGCCGCUUGCCCAAGAAGUUUCGCGAGAAGAUCUACUUCCUGUACCGCGGCAAGUUCGGCAUCCCCGGGCGUGAAUACAAGGACAUGCUGGAAGCGAGCACGGACGAGGACGCCAAAGGUGGUGUCAAGAAGCAGGUAGCCAGCGCCUUUGACAAGCGAAUCGCAGCCGAGAAGGAUCUGCCAGAAAUGGUCACAAAGGCAGUCAACCAGACCGUCAAAUGGCCGUCUACCGUGCAGAGUCUAAAGGGCCCGCUCACAGCGGGUCCUCAGAAGGCCUGGAGGUAUUUGCAAGAAAAGCGUGAGAAGAGCAAGAUGAAGUGA
Messenger RNA from Ascochyta rabiei, 1362 nucleotides. RefSeq names its product Mitochondrial translocator assembly and maintenance protein 41. Gene Ontology annotation, biological process: cardiolipin biosynthetic process; CDP-diacylglycerol biosynthetic process. The record is from RefSeq and is a predicted model, not a curated record. NCBI's taxonomy places the organism in Eukaryota, Fungi, Ascomycota, Dothideomycetes, Pleosporales, Didymellaceae. The coding region runs from base 1 to 1362 and encodes 453 amino acids. The transcript has a single exon. Gene Ontology annotation, molecular function: phosphatidate cytidylyltransferase activity. Gene Ontology annotation, cellular component: mitochondrion.